AUGGAUCUAUGGUUUUACGCGACGCGGAUUUGCUGGUGGAAGGUUUUGUUUCUCAUGAGUAUAUUCCAGGACUAUCUGAGCUCCAUGCUGGACUGCCCGCCGACCUGCAGUUGCUCCCAAACAGAGAUCUAUUGCAAUAAGUCCGACAACGGAAGGUUUUUCCCUUUACUGGCUGUGCAAGACACUGCCAACAAUGGGACCACUGUUGACAUAGCGGAGUUAUUCAAAAACAUCAGCUCCAUACACAUAGAGAACUGGACAGGAUUGCAGACGCUACGAGAUGUGGAUAUGGAGCUCUACACUGGACUGCAGAGACUAACUAUCAUGAACUGCAACUUGAAGGUGAUCCAGCCCCGCGCCUUCGCUCAGAACCCACACCUGCGCUACAUCAACUUGUCAAAGAAUCCUCUGAGCACCCUGUCAUGGCAGCUCUUCCAGCACCUUCAACUCUCCGAGCUGCGUCUGGAGAACGUGGUGUUUGACUGCGGCUGUGAUAUCCGCUGGAUCCAGUUGUGGCAGCAGCGCGGAGAGGCCGGUCUGAACACUCAGCAGCUCUACUGCAAGAACGGAGCUUCAGAGAUACGCCUGCACAACAUGUACAUCGACAGCUGUGAUUUGCCUGAGAUCAGUGUGAGCCAUAGCAGCGUUCUGGCCACAGAGGGAGACAAUGUGACAGUGAGCUGUAACGGCUCUGGAUCCCCCCUGCCCGAAGUGGACUGGACUGUGGGCGGACUUCACUCCAUCAACACACACCUGUCAAACGUGUAUUGGCCCAACAUCCACUCCAUAAACCUGACUCUGUUCAACAUCAGUCGUGAUGACAACAACUUCCAGCUGACCUGCAUUGCCGAGAACGUGGUGGGCAUGACCAACUCCUCCAUCCAGCUCAACGUCCAGUUUCCUCCUGUUAUCUUAAGACUGGCAGAGCCAGAACAGCGCCAUGACACCUGUAUCGAGUUCACCGUGAGAGGAUACCCCCACCCCAAACUGCGCUGGUUCCACAAGCAGAAGGAGAUAGUGCAGAACAAGUACAUCCGCACAGAGAUGGACUUCUACCAGGACUAUCUGGAGGGCUGUCUGACCUUCCAGAACCCCACACACAUCAACAACGGCAACUACACUCUGGAGGCCAGCAACGCCCUGGGCACAGUCACUAAGACCGUAUAUGGACACUUCCUGUCUGAGCCGGACGCUGACAUAGAGGAAGGAGGAUUAGGUUCAAGUGGAGAAACUGGUCGACCAGAAGAAGACACAUUUGGGGUCUCCAUUGCUGUGGGUCUGGCAGGAUUUGCUUGUGUCCUCCUCCUCGUUCUCUUUGUUCUCAUCAACAAAUAUGGCCGCCGCAACAAAUUCGGUAUGAAAGGUCCAGUGGCAGUGAUCAGCGGUGAGGAAGACUCUGCCAGUCCCCUUCAUCAUGUGAACCAUGGGAUUAUAACGCCCUGUACGCUGGACGCAGGCCCCGACGCUGUGGUCAUCGGGAUGACCAGGAUUCCUGUAGUGGAAAACCCACAGUAUUUCAGGCAUGGGCACAACUGCAACAAGCCGACUACUAUGGUGCAGCACAUAAAGCGCAGAGACAUCAUUCUGAAGAGGGAGCUGGGAGAGGGUGCGUUCGGAAAAGUCUUUCUGGCGGAAUGCUACAACCUCUGCCCCACCAAGGACAAGAUGCUGGUGGCCGUCAAGACGCUGAAGGAUCCGAACUUGUCUGCGAGGAAAGACUUCCAGAGAGAGGCGGAGCUGCUGACCAACCUGCAGCAUGACCACAUUGUGAAGUUCUAUGGAGUGUGUGUGGAUGGAGACCCGCUCAUCAUGGUCUUUGAGUACAUGAAGCAUGGAGACCUCAACAAGUUCCUCAGAGCACACGGUCCUGAUGCUAUGAUCCUGGUGGACGGUCAGCCUCUGCAGUCCAAUGGGGAGCUGAGCCUGUCACAGAUGCUCCACAUUGCCUCACAGAUCGCCUCGGGGAUGGUCUACCUGGCAUCACAACACUUUGUCCACCGGGACCUGGCCACACGCAACUGCCUGGUGGGCAAUGGCCUCUUGGUCAAGAUCGGAGACUUUGGCAUGUCCCGGGACAUCUACAGCAGCGAUUACUACAGGGUUGGAGGACACACCAUGCUGCCUAUCCGCUGGAUGCCUCCGGAGAGCAUCAUGUACCGGAAGUUCUCCACAGAAAGCGACGUGUGGAGCUUCGGAGUGAUCUUAUGGGAAAUCUUCACCUACGGGAAGCAGCCGUGGUUUCAGCUGGGGAAUAACGAGGUCAUCGAGUGCAUAACCCAGGGCCGUGUUCUGGAGAGGCCACGGAUCUGCCCCAAGGAGGUGUACGACGUCAUGCUCGGCUGCUGGCAAAGGGAGCCCCAACAAAGGCUCAAUAUCAAGGACAUUCAGAAAGUCCUGUUUGCCAUGGGGAAAGCGACGCCGGUCUACCUGGAUAUCCUGGGCUAG
This is a messenger RNA of Boleophthalmus pectinirostris (great blue-spotted mudskipper), 2445 nucleotides long. It is a transcript of the gene ntrk3b, whose product is annotated as neurotrophic tyrosine kinase, receptor, type 3b. Gene Ontology annotation, molecular function: neurotrophin binding; transmembrane receptor protein tyrosine kinase activity; neurotrophin receptor activity. The record is from RefSeq and is a predicted model, not a curated record. The transcript has 17 exons. Gene Ontology annotation, cellular component: plasma membrane; axon; signaling receptor complex. Bases 1 to 2445 code for a protein of 814 amino acids. Gene Ontology annotation, biological process: protein phosphorylation; multicellular organism development; cell surface receptor protein tyrosine kinase signaling pathway. NCBI's taxonomy places the organism in Eukaryota, Metazoa, Chordata, Actinopteri, Gobiiformes, Gobiidae.